UGCUGCAAUAUGUCAUCUGACGAUGAUGAAAGGAAUAUGAUGAUAAUAACAUUGUUCAACAAAGGCUUAAAACAAAAGGAAAUCAGCUGUGCACUGAAUUCAUAUGGGCAUAAAAUAAGUGAGAGGCAUCUGAGACGAGUUUUAAAACUUCUAGGGUUGAAGCGAAGAUGCCCCCAACGACCUUUUACUGAAAUCCACAAAGCUGUGGAGAGUGAGAUGAAACAGUGGUCUCCUGAACAAGGAAUCAGGGCAAUGGUAAAGCGGGUAAGGGAUGUCAGAGGAGUGCGGCCUUGUUACAGAGACGAUGUUGCUAAUAUAAUGAGGUAUAUGGAUGCAAGUGGUCUUCAGAGGAGAUCUCCUGGAAAGAAGAAAAUUCCCCGUCGGAAUUACAUCAGCCGUGGUCCAAAUGACACAUGGCACAUUGAUGGCAAUGAUAAACUGAAGUUCUUUGGAAUGUGGAUACAUUUGGGGAUUGAUGGAUUUUCCAGGAAGGUUCUAUGGCUAAAGGUGGGCACAUCCAACCGCAAGCAAAACUUUGUGGCCAGAUACUUCUUUGAGGCUGUUCAAGAACAGGGUGGCUGUCCUCAAAUGAUUCGGGGGGACAGAGGAAAGGAGAACCUUGUUGUGGGUCAAAUGCAGAUGGCAUUUCACAUGCGAGAUCUUGGGAAUCAGGCAUGGAGGUGCUUCAGAAUGGGGACAUCAGUGCACAACCAGAGAGCUGAAUGUUUCAACAGUAUUUUAAAGCAGACAUGGAUUAAGAAAUGGCUGACAACAUUUGAGGCCAUGAUGGAGUCUGGGAUCCUUGAACUGGACAAUCCUGUGCACAUCAACUGCUUGCAGUACUCACACUUGCCACUGCUUCAAAGAGACUUAAAAACGGAGCAAACAGUUUGGAACACCCAUGACAUCCGCAAGCAACGCAAUGCACCUGGUCCAUUUGGGAAACCCGACCUUCUGUUUACCUCACCACCUCCUGGAUAUGGCAAUGUGCUGCACAUUGUUGACCCAGACCUUUUAGACUAUGCCAAGCAAUUAAUCUGUGAGAGGGAAGAGCCUUCACUGGUAGCAAACCAGGAAUUCAGAGACAUGUGCCAGAACAUUUUAGAAAACAGCCAGUUUCCCUGCACACCUGAUGGUUGCCUUGCUGCAUACCUCAUGCUAGUCCAAGAGCUCACAACUGCCAUGAACAGAAAUGCAGUUCCUACACUUUCUACGUUUGCCGAGGCAAAUGACAUAUACAUCUUUCUGAAGAGAGAGAGGAUGGAAGGUGCACCAGUAAACAUUUCCAAUGACCAAUAAAAUCAUACAACAGUGUUUGUUAACAUUUAUUUAUCCUUGUUUAAAAUCAACAGGUAAUUUGAAAACUGUCUGACCAACAAAAUGUACAAUAAAAUGUUGAAAUACAAUUGACAAGGUGCCAUCUUUCAUAAUGAUUCAGUGUUUCAUUUACCACAACUUUUGUUAACAAUAAUGUAGAACAUAAUUCACAUUGAAAGACUUUUGAACUGCAGACUGUAGCAACAUUACCACUUGUAGCCAUAUCGGCUCGUAAGAUCAAGGCCUGACUUGAGAAACUUAACAACAUCAGAUGCGGAAGGCCUUGAGUCUGGGUCAUAGCUCACCAAACCACCAAGAAAACUGUUUUUGUCACUGAGAUGUGAUAGGGCAUGUGGUGGGGUUUUGGUGGCCAUUAGUGCAGCCAGUUCUCUUUGUUUUUUAACCAUCCACGGAGCGGAACCCGUCAGGAUCUCCAGAUAUGUGGCUCCGAGGGACCACAUGUCUGUCUGGAACGAGGCCUCUUCAAACAUCAGUAUGCAUUCAGGGGCCAUGUAAAGAUAUGUGCCACCAGCUGGACCAGUAGCCUGGGCAGUGAACUUACUCCCUUGACGAAGCAUCACAGUGUCUCUUAUGUUUGCCAUGCCCCAGUCUGUCAGGACUGCCUUCUUAGAAGGGUGG
Maylandia zebra (zebra mbuna) is the source of this 1956-nucleotide messenger RNA. RefSeq lists its product as uncharacterized. Gene Ontology annotation, molecular function: nucleic acid binding. NCBI's taxonomy places the organism in Eukaryota, Metazoa, Chordata, Actinopteri, Cichliformes, Cichlidae. The record is from RefSeq and is a predicted model, not a curated record.